AGACGUAUCAGGAACCUGUUUUCCAAACCUCUCAAAUUUAUCUUUUUUCUUCUUCUGCUAAGGCUAGCAUUCACUCUCUCAGCGUUUCACUUUAUCACUACACGCAACGAUGCAGUCUCCCCUGUGCGGAAUGUAUUGCUCGUGCACUAGUUGCUACGAGCGCUCUAUCCUCGAAGCCUGCACCGAGGCGGAGUGCAGUGCGACCGAUUUUGGCACGGCGAAGAUCUAUAACUUGGACGAGCCUGCUCACCUGCAACCGGUGACGGAGCUUUUCCAGAUGGACUCUGAAGACGAGGAGCAGCAGAGCAUGGGUAAGCGCAUUAGUUUUCUUAUCACUCUACCCAGUUCGCAGCUGCAUACUUUCGGUGGAAACAUUUAGCAAUUGCAUCAGGUUCUGUUUGUCAGUUUUAGCGCGCAAUCAUUUUACGUACGUAUUGUUCAAAACUUACAGGUGAAAACGACGAGUUCUGUCCGGACCACCUGUUUCCGUCGAGCACGUCAACCAUCUCUUCGGCGAUCGUGCACGUGCCGAAAGCGAAACGGACUCCCGCCCCGAAACGGUUGCGCGUCGUUGAGAUGCGAAACAAGGGGAAGUUGCUAAUGCCUUCCAACCCCGGACCGAAACAGCAAAAGCACUUCUCCGGCAUGGUCUUCACGUACUACCAAUGUGUUUUGGUUUGCGGCAAGCAGGAGUUUGACGUGCGUUUUUUCGCCUGCCAGGUUUAUAUCGGGGGUUGCCUCGUUUCGGAAGCAGCGGCUUUUUACCUAGCGCCUACGAAAAGUGGGGAGUUGCAGGAUACGCAAGUAAAAUGCGGCUUGGAACGCGAACGGUCUGGAGUGCAGCUUCUUCCCCUUCUAUCGGACACGCUGGAUUCGCGACGGGCGCUGAAGUACAAUUGCAUCCAGGCGCGGAGCUGCAGACUACUUUCCCCAGACGGUCAGGUGAAAUGCCUUGCAGCACUUGCUGGCAGUGACGAAAAGGUCUGGAAGAAGAUGUUGCCAUCGGGGCCUAAGUCAAGCAAAGACGACUUUCCCCAUUCGAUUAGUGUCCUCAGCUCGCCGAAAAUCUCGGCGCUCAGGUUUUUUCCGAUGUUUGCUGUCAUCUGCUUUUUCUUGUUACCAAGUUUCGCAUUUUUUGACAUGAGUUCGAGUCUCGCUGUUCCUUCCGUUAUCCGCAAUGAGAUGUAAGUUUCAUCUACUCGUUCAAAAAAAACCGUCAAUGCGCCGUAGCUUUUAUCCUUCUACAGUUUCAUGAAGUACACAUUCGUCUUUUUCUCAAAAGGUCAUAGUUUUGUUGGCAAACAUUCUGCAGAAGAUUAUACCUCCCAUGAGUUCAGUUUCUCUCGACCGCCACAAUCGGAUUUCUGUACAUUAACAAAUAGUCUUCAUAGAGGUUGUCCUCCAAGACAUAGGAUUCUCGAGCGGAUCAGUGCUUCUUCGAUGAGCGAUCCUGGCGCAGGAUUGCGUUUGGAUCGUGUUCACUGUUCUAAGAGCAGGAAUAGCCUCUGCUUGACCAUGUGAUUGAGAGCAUCCGUAGUACGGGCGCAGAGGACUACCAGCAUCAAAAGAGCGUGAGCAAACUGACUUGAAUAAGCAGAGUUAACAGAGGAGCGCUUGAAAAUGAGUGAAAAGCAGAGAAAUGGCUUCUGAGGGAGGACUUCACAGAAGUCUUGCUAUGUUGUCCUUCCCUAUGAAUAAAAGAUGACGCGACCGUCCGAAUGUGGCACAGUGGCCAGGGAGUGGCCUGGGGAGGAGAUUCGUUAGUGGGCAGAGAAGUCUGCUACUUGGUUUCCUGCUGUAACUCUGGCCGCCUGUCGGUGGUGCAGCGUCACUCAUUUUUGGACAUUGGGAACGCGGGGAGCGAGCUUCCACUAUUUGUACGUGUCCCCCCCGCAAGAAGAAAAAGAGGGGCAAUGUCCUUGGCCGGCCGUCAUCGCCGAUCCCGCUUGGGAGCCCGACGGGGGCGCCGCACUGGCCGCAUGGUAUGAAGAUAAUGAAGCCGCCCCACCGCGGGCGUGGCGGCGACCUGGCUGCGUUUUCCGUGCGGGGCCUACUUCGCCAUGUUUGGCCGCGGUGCUGCAGGAGGUUUGGCCGAAUACAGAAGAGCCGUUUCGAGGGCCGCACUGAGGAGGCGGAGCGCCGCAUCUCUGCCGCAGAGCGAUUCCUAGGAGGGCGCGCGGUUGUCGGAGACUUCGGGGAGAUAGAAGGCGCGAACAGGAUGCGCCCGGCCUCUUGGCGCGCUGUCUUUGCGCGCGGCGGCCUUCGCCUUGGGGCCCGUGGCACGCCGGGGGGCUCCCCCCGCUCCACUGCCUGGCGAGGAAUUUACCCAGGCGAUUUCUACCGGGCCCGUCCGGCUUCCUUUCUGAUUGAUAACCUGGCAGCAGCCCGCUGCCGCUCCGCGGGCGCCCGGCGCUGGAAUCCUGCCCGGUGUGCUGCGCGUUCGCGACGCUGCCGCGCCCAUUCAAAAAUUAAUAUGCGACUGCGUUUUAUCCGGAAAGCUUUAGCAGCGCGCUUUUCCGCGGGAGAUGAUGACUGUUCGACUUUUUCCUAAAGGAUUUUGCGAGAAAGCCCCUCAAAGAUCAUGCGUUCGAUCACCAGUGCAACGUCCCCGAAGCAGCUUGCACGAUUUGAAAGCACUAGCCACACGUACGCUGUUUCUCUCGAGUCUGUGCUUCCGAAUUUCGUCAAUUCCUAACGGAGUAAAGCAGUCAGGCCGACUCCAGAGAUGUCGUGGUCGUGCUGCGAAGAUCGUCAUCGUUUACGUUUUACCCACUCGGUAGAAGCAAACUUCUGGCUCGUGCUGCUGCCACAUGUUUUUUUUCGUCCACUCGUACUCUCGUUCCGUUAAAACGUAGUCCUUCCUGCUCAUCGUCCAUUUCUUGCUUCGUCGUUCUUGAACAAUUGGGUGUCCCCAGAUCUAUCAUGGAUCUGAAGUUGUGCUUGGAAUGCCGAGUUUGAUGAAACACCUCUCUACUCUUCGAGACGUAAGUACCAGGAACCUGUUUUCCAAACCUCUCAUACUAACUUUUAAACUUCUACUCUCGCUUGAAUUCUGGGCUUACCACUUUCAAUCUAUUUUCUUCUGCUAAGUAGGCAAGCAGUAACUUACUCUUUCAGCGUUUCACUUUAUCGCUACACGCAACGAUGCAGUCUCCCCUGUGCGGAAUGUAUUGUUCGUGCACUAGUUGCUAUGAGCGCUCUAUCCUCGAAGCCUGCACAGAGGCGGAGUGCAGUGCGAACGAUUUUGGCACGGCGAAGAUCUAUAACUUGGACGAGCCUGCUCACCUGCAACCGGUGACGGAGCUUUUCCAGAUGGACUCUGAAGACGAGGAGCAGCAGAGCAUGGGUAAGCGCAUUAGUUUUCUUAUCACUCUACCCAGUUCGCAGCUGCGUACUUUCGGUGGAAACAUUUAGCAAUUGCAUCAGGUUCUGUUUGUCGGUUUUAGCGCGCAAUCAUUUUACGUACGUAUUGUUCAAAACUUACAGGUGACAACGACGAGUUCUGUCCGGACCACCUGUUUCCGUCGAGCACGUCAACCAUCUCUUCGGCGAUCGUGCACGUGCCGAAAGCGAAACGGAGUCCCGCCCCGAAGCGGUCGUGCGUGAUGGAGUUGCGAAAAAAAGGCAAGUUGCUGAUGCUUUCCAACCCCGGACCGAAACAGCAAAAGCAUUUCUCCGGCAUGGUCUUCACGUACUACCAAUGUGUUUUGGUCUGCGGCAAGCAGGAGUUUGACGUGCAUUUUUUCGCCUGCCAGGUUUACAUCGGGGGGUGCCUCGUUUCGGAAGCAGCGGCUUUUUACUGUGGCCCUGCGAAAAGUGGGGAGUUGCUGUAUACGCAUGUAAAAUGCGGUUUGGAACGGUCUGGAGUGCAGCUUCUUGACCCACUGGACACGCCGGUUUCGCGACGGGCGCUGAAGUACAAUUGCAUGCACCAGGCGCGGACAUGCAGACUACUUUCCCCAGACGGUCAGGUGAAAUGCCUUGCAGCACUUGCUGGCAGUGACGAGAAGGUCUGGAAGAAGAUGUUGCCAUCGGGGCCUAAGUCAAGCAAAGACGACGACUUUCCCCAUUCGAUUAGUGUCCUGAGCUCGCCGGGAAUCUCGUCGCUCAGGCUUUUUCCGAUGUUUGCUGCUAUCUGCUUUUUCUUGUUACUAAGUUUCGCAUUUUUUGACAUGAGUUCGAGUCUCGCUAUCCGCAAUGAGACGUACCGGGGCACUGCAGUUUUUAUCCUGCCAUAGUUUCAUCAAUUUCAUCUCGAAGUACUUACACAUUCGUCUUUCUGUAGUCUCGUUGGUGUUUUUAGGCAAGCAUUGUUCUGCAGAAGAUUUAUCCAUGAGUUCAGAAAUAAAUAACGUCUCAGAUCCUCUCGAUCGCCACGCAUCCAAAUCCUCGCAAGCCACCUGAAUCUUG
Amoebophrya sp. A120 is the source of this 4410-nucleotide messenger RNA. The record is from the annotation of a GenBank genome assembly. Lineage: Eukaryota; Dinophyceae; Syndiniales; Amoebophryaceae.